UCUCUCUGAUUUCCGGCCAUCUACCUGGGUGACCCGCAGAGUAGAGCCCGAGGCGGGGAGCUGCAGCUGGGGUCUCCGGUGACCGGGACCGCGGCGGCGGCCCCGCAGGCGGGAUGUUUCGGGAUUUCAGCGUUUGGUUGGGCUUGCAGCAGCCGGCGGCAGGCGGUGGGCAGUCCGAGGGAGAAUGGCAAGCCAAGCAAGACGCUCCAGCCGAGCAGCAAUCCGAGACGGUGGCGGAGCCCGCGGAGGAGGAGCGGGAGGAAGCGGGGGACCGGCAGCUCCUCCACCAGGCCAAAGGCCUGGGCAGAAAGCUGACUCUGUGGUUUGGCUUUGUGAAGGUGAAAACAAUUAUAGGAGAUUUUCAGAAGGAACAGAAAAAAUUUGUUGAGGAGCAGCAUACAAAGAAGUCAGAAGCAGCUGUGCCCCCAUGGAUUGACAGUAAUGAUGAAGAAACAAUUCAACAACAAAUCUUGGCCUUAUCAGCUGACAAGAGGAAUUUCCUUCGUGACCCUCCGGCAGGCGUGCAGUUUAAUUUCGAGUUUGAUCAGAUGUACCCCGUUGCCCUGGUCAUGCUCCAAGAGGACGAGCUGCUGAGCAGGAUGAGAUUCUCCCUCGUUCCUAAACUCGUGAAGGAAGAAGUGUUCUGGAGGAACUACUUCUACCGUGUCUCCCUGAUUAAGCAGUCGGCCCAGCUCACCGCCCUGGCCGCCCAGCAGCAGGCGGCAGAAAGGGAGGAGAAAGGCAACAGCAGACAGGAGGACUCGCCUCUCACAGAGGCAGUACGGCCCAAAACACCACCCGUUGUAAUCAAAUCUCAGCUUAAAACUCAAGAGGAUGAGGAAGAAAUUUCUACUAGCCCAGGUGUUUCUGAGUUUGUCAGUGAUGCCUUUGAUGCCUGUAACCUAAAUCAGGAAGAUCUGAGGAAAGAAAUGGAACAACUAGUGCUUGACAAAAAGCAAGAGAAGACAGCUGUGCUGGAAGAGGAUUCUGCAGAUUGGGAAAAAGAACUACAACAGGAACUUCAGGAAUAUGAAGUGGUGACAGAAUCAGAGAAACGAGAUGAAAACUGGGAUAAGGAAAUAGAGAAAAUGCUUCAAGAAGAAAAUUAGCUGUUUCCUGAAAUAAAAGAAUAAUUCUUAACCUUCUGCAAACUGACAUUAAAUUCUAGAUGUCGACACUUACUGAAUCAAGAAGGCACAAAAGAUUAUAACUUUAUGAAGUUCAAAAUUAUUCUUUCUUUAAGCUGAAACUUGCCUCUUCUACUUUAAAAAAGUAUGUAGAACAGUUCAAAUAAUCAAAAAGGGAUGUUUUAUGUAACAUUUCUUUAAUAUAAAUCAAGUUAGAGAUGUUCUUGUAGGCGGUAUGGAUAUCUUUGCCACAAAAACACAAGUAAAAUUUUAGAGUUCUGUUUUCCGUGAGGUCAGAAAUAUAAUCUAUUCUUCAGCUGUGGUUUUCUAAAUAUUUGUACUCCUAAUUGCAUUUUCCUUUAUACAUGGACAUUCAAGUACUUACCUAAUGGGUUAAUUACUAUCAAAAUGACCAAAUUAUACCAAAGAACUUAAUAGGAAGCACUUUUAGAACUAUUUUCUUGCUAGAUAUUUUCUAAAAUUCCAUCUGAAAGCCAAUAGAUAAAAUAAUUAAGUUGAUUUUAAUGAUA
Messenger RNA from Propithecus coquereli (Coquerel's sifaka), 1657 nucleotides. It is a transcript of the gene SYAP1, whose product is annotated as synapse associated protein 1. The record is from RefSeq and is a predicted model, not a curated record. The transcript is spliced from 9 exons. Lineage: Eukaryota; Metazoa; Chordata; Mammalia; Primates; Indriidae. Gene Ontology annotation, cellular component: cytoplasm; synapse. Bases 114 to 1109 code for a protein of 331 amino acids.